AUGGAUCUCCGGGGCAUGCUUAACGAUAAUGGCCCCUCGGCCUCCCGCCCGAGCAAACCGCCAACGGCGCCGGCUCCGCAACAACCCGCGCAACAGCCCCCGCUUCCGUCGACGCCGGUCCAGGCCAACCCACCGCAAUCAUUCCGCGACUACAGUCAGACCCAGCCAUCCCCUGGCCGACAUGUAUCCCAGGAUUAUGGCGCGCACCAUCACCCAUCCGGCGCGUUCGCGUCUCCACCGCCCUUCCAAGCUCCUCCCGCCGGCGGGUAUCCCACCCGAGCGCCGCCGCACCUUCACCAACACCCGUCAAACGACCCACGAUCGCCAGGUGUCAAUAUUGGCCCGGCCCCGUCCCCAUACCGACAUACUCCGACCGCCUCGAUGAGCAGCGCCGGCGGCUACCCUUUCCCACCCCAGGCGAACCCUGCAAGCCCUGUUCAGCGACAUCAAUACCCUCCCUCGGGCCCAUAUCACCGCGAUAGCUAUUCUCAGGCGUCUGCUCCGGUGGUGGUAGCCGGCCAACCCGUCGUUAGCCCGUACAUGCAGGGAUCUCACAUUCCUCAGACAUCUCCGAUUACGACCCCCGGAGGCAAUCAACCUUAUCUCCACCGAGCCCAAUCGAUGCAGUCGACGCCGACGCCCACUUCCGCACAUAGUCAGACCGCGCCAUACGGCGCAUCGUUUGCUCAAGGAAGCCCCGUGGCCGCUCCACGUCCUCUUCAACAACCCGACCCGUACCAACGACAGACAUCACAACCACCAACUCCCGGCGGAGCCGGUCCGCUAUCAGCUCGCCCGACCCAUACCGGAGGCUACGGACCGUCUAGCCCGUACCAGCAACGCGCCCCGGUGCCUGGCGCCCACCCGACCAUGCAAACAUCACCGCCGCCGCCGCCUCCCCCAUCGCUUCCGAGGCACGCCAGCACUCACAGCAUUCACAGCAUACAUGAUUCGCACAGCCAGGACCCGACACAAAUACAACAGCGGCAUUUGCAACAACAGCAGCAGCAACAGCAGCAGCAGCAGCAACAACAACAACAACAACAACAACAACAGCAACAGCAGCAGCAACAACAGAAGCAACCGCAACCACAGCAGCAACAGCAGCAACAGCAGCAGCAGCAACCUCGUGAUCGAGAACGAAGCCUUAGUGUGAGCCCGAAAACACGAGUCCCUAGUUUGCCAAGUAGCGCCGGGCACCCCGAGACCUCUAUUCCCGAGCUAGCCCCAUACCCCAGCCAAAACCAUUCUACGCCCGCGGUCCCAGAACGCGCCUCAACACCAGCCAAACGAAAACUCGGCGACCGAGAUUUGCAACCGGACGAGCUUGAAAAACGAGAGGUGCGACCACCUCCAUUUGAGAAUCAAGACGGGCGGCCAGCCAUGCCUAGUGCUAACAGCACGUUGGCUCAGAAUGCAACGGCCUCUUCAACCAAGGCUACGAAGAAGCGAAAGGUGUACCCAACAACUCCGGGAUGGGCGGCAUCGCUCCGUGAUAAAACACCAGCGCAUCCAAACAACAUCCUUUACCACCCGGUCCCACAUUCCGGUCCACAGGUCAAUGGAAAGUCGGACCGUCAGCCAGACCGGCCACCGCCCCGGCCAGAGCGACCACAAAGCCGGCAAACGUCACCUGAAGAGAAACGAAACCCAGCUCCCAUCACACCGGCACCCAGUGUACCGCCGGAUGCCGCGACCCAAUGGGGCUUGUUGGGGCCCUGGGAGCCAAGUAUCACCAACUCGGUUCCGCAGGAGCCGUUCAGCAAAGAGGUGGCCGAUUUCUUGUUUAAGUAUGUCAUUCUCAACGAGGACCUGCGUGAAAUCCAAUUUCGGGAAGUCAAGUUUGAAGUGGAAGCGAAACUCGGGUUACUGGUCGACAAGAACACGAAUCAACGGGUCGAGCUCCCCGUCCGGUCCGAGUGCGUGCUCAACGAGAGCGGGAAUUGGCUUGGGUUCCGGUCGAGCAUGACAGAAGCUCAGCACAAAGCAUACAACGAAUACCUUAACCAGCUCGUCCAACAGACGCAUCCCGGCAACAAGGCCGCGCACGCAACCCUACCGAGGCCGCGGCUGCCCAUCGACUACCGCCACCGUCACGAAAUUGACAAGUUCUUCGAGAUCCCCGCGUCGGUGCGCGAUCGCCAUCUGCCUGUGUGCGUUGCCAAACCUAUCGCUGCGAAGGGCCAUGCGGUCAAGGUACGCGUCACGUACGACCAAAAGACCAAGAAGCCAAUUGCAAAGAUUGUCAAGGCGCGCAUUGCGGACCUGAGUAUCCAUUUCCCGGACUCGCCGCUCGACUGCCGUAUCAGUAUCAACUUGGAAAUGGACUGGGAUGGGCCGAUCGAGGAGCUCGAGCGCAUGGCUGGGUCGACCAAUCGCCCGCCUGUUCCUGACAGAACAAAGGACCGUUUGAGCUAUAAGCACGGGUUUUAUCAAAUUGAUUUGACCCAGGUAACGCAGAGCGUAACAGGGGUGACAAACACCCAGCGCACAGAAAAGGAGCAUGAACUUGAGGUAGAGAUCGACCCAACGCCUAUUAUCGAUCAAGGACGGAAGGCAAUGGAAGGCCAACCGCACCAAUACGUGGAACUGGUGGACGGGCUGAUCAAUAAUAUCCGGAUCCUAGCCCGCAAGGGAAAGGAGUUCAUGUAA
Dichotomopilus funicola is the source of this 2652-nucleotide messenger RNA. RefSeq names its product CYTH-like domain-containing protein. Gene Ontology annotation, biological process: polynucleotide 5' dephosphorylation; 7-methylguanosine mRNA capping. The record is from RefSeq and is a predicted model, not a curated record. The coding region runs from base 1 to 2652 and encodes 883 amino acids. The transcript has 2 exons. Gene Ontology annotation, molecular function: polynucleotide 5'-phosphatase activity. Gene Ontology annotation, cellular component: mRNA capping enzyme complex. Lineage: Eukaryota; Fungi; Ascomycota; Sordariomycetes; Sordariales; Chaetomiaceae.